CACUGCUAAUCGUAUGCCUAUCCCUACAUUUAAAUUAAGACAAAAAUCAAAUUUCUAGCAUAUCCUUUGUGGCUGUGUUAUCUAUAGUGGAAACCCUGGCACUUUGCUGACUUGGGAGGUAACUGAACUGUCUUCGGUUUGUUGGGCAGAGAGGAACUUCACAGCUGCUACGGGUGUGGUUUUUAACGUGAUACAUCUUAACGAAGAGAAUAGUGCAUAACAUCCCUCACACACUGAACGACUAAAUUAUAACUCAGAGGAAGAGGAGCAACAUAGCUCUGCGUCACAGUGGUUUAUUGAAUUUUGGUUCAUUGCAAACUGUAAUCGGAAAUCGAUCUGCUCCGCGGUCUUCACAGCUGGAAUACUUUUGCUGAGGUUCCGUGACUCUUUUUCUUGGUCUAAAACGUGAACUUAACUGAUUUUAUUGACGCGCCCUCAAAAUAAAUUGUUGUUACUCAAAGUUUGUGUCCUCGUAAUGACAAACAAAUGAAUUUUUUCUGUCGGCUUGGAUAGAAUGUUCAAAAAUAGGCCUUAAACUUGGUUUACAAACGAGGAAACAUCAGGAAUAGAAAAGUGAAUUCGGACUAAAUUUAAUAAAUCAUUUGGAUGCUGGUUUGUGGGUGAAUCAAACUUGUUUUCCAGUCGUAUUUCUCAAAGAGGAAGUUGCAUUUCUCAACCCCACAACACUGGACUGGGAACUAUUUAAACAAAAAUAAACACUCACAGAAAUAGAGCCCUAAAUAGGCUGCAUCAUUUUUGUGUGAUAUCGUUCCGAUAAACAGCAGUCCUGAAGCGUGCACUUGGAACCAUGGGGUGUACAGUGAGUCAGGAAGAUAAAGCCGCGGCCGAGAGGUCCAAAAUGAUUGACAAAAACCUUCGAGAAGAUGGAGAGAAGGCGGCGAGAGAAGUGAAACUGCUCCUUUUGGGUGCUGGAGAGUCAGGGAAGAGCACCAUUGUGAAACAGAUGAAGAUCAUCCAUGAGGAUGGCUACUCAGAAGAAGAGUGUAAACAGUACAGAGCUGUGGUCUACAGCAACACCAUCCAGUCAAUCAUGGCCAUCAUCAAGGCAAUGGCUAACCUCAAGAUCGACUACGAAGAGGCCGCUCGAGCGGAUGAUGCCCGCCAGCUGUUUGCCCUCUCAGGGGCUGCUGAGGAGCAGGGCAUCCUGCCAGACGACCUGUCCAACGCCAUGCAGAGGCUGUGGGGCGACGGAGGGGUGCAGGGUUGCUUUACGCGCGCCCGCGAGUACCAGCUCAACGACUCGGCUGCCUACUACCUGAAUGAUCUAGAGAGGAUAGCCAAAGCAGACUACAUCCCCACACAGCAGGAUGUGUUGCGGACCAGAGUCAAGACCACCGGCAUCGUGGAGACACACUUCACCUUCAAAGACCUGCACUUUAAGAUGUUUGACGUGGGUGGCCAGCGUUCUGAGAGGAAGAAGUGGAUCCACUGCUUUGAGGGAGUCACAGCCAUCAUCUUCUGUGUGGCCAUGAGUGCCUAUGAUCUGGUGCUGGCUGAGGAUGAGGAGAUGAACCGGAUGCACGAGAGCAUGAAGUUAUUUGACUCCAUCUGCAACAACAAGUGGUUCACAGAGACCUCCAUCAUCCUGUUCCUCAACAAGAAGGACUUGUUUGAGAAGAAGAUCACCCACAGUCCCCUGACCAUCUGCUUCCCAGAGUACUCUGGUCCCAACAAAUUUGAAGAGGCACAGGCCUACAUCCAGACCAAGUUUGAGGACCUGAACAAGAAGAAGGACACCAAGGAGAUCUACAGCCACUUCACCCAAGCCACCGACACCAAGAACGUUCAGUUUGUCUUCGACGCCGUCACCGACGUCAUCAUCAAGAACAACCUGAAGGACUGUGGUCUCUUCUAGAGCGAAGCCUGAGGAAGAGUCAAGUCUUCCCUCAGAUUACUUGAACAGCUCUGAUGACCAGAAGGAAGGAUGGGGAAGACAGACUGCACUGGCCAACCACCAUUUAUGCUUUUAUCUGCUUUUUUUAAAGACACCUAAGAGACUGAGAACUUGGAGAGCCUUGCAGAAUUUCAACGAUUGCUGAUCCAGUUGCUCAUAAUUGUUAACUCUUUCAGCCAAGACCUUGAAUCAAACAUUUAUUGUCUUUUUUUGUUUUGUUUUUCUUUGUUUAUUUUCAAUUAUUCGAGGAGAAAAUGGAAAAGUUUUUAUUAAAUGCUUUCAUGUUACUUUACAAAAUCUAAUGUGCAAAUUCCAUUAAACUUUUAAUCACAUAA
This is a messenger RNA of Oncorhynchus masou masou (cherry salmon), 2250 nucleotides long. RefSeq names its product guanine nucleotide-binding protein G(i) subunit alpha-2-like. Gene Ontology annotation, cellular component: heterotrimeric G-protein complex. The transcript is spliced from 9 exons. The record is from RefSeq and is a predicted model, not a curated record. Gene Ontology annotation, biological process: gamma-aminobutyric acid signaling pathway; adenylate cyclase-inhibiting G protein-coupled receptor signaling pathway; G protein-coupled adenosine receptor signaling pathway. Bases 809 to 1876 code for a protein of 355 amino acids. NCBI's taxonomy places the organism in Eukaryota, Metazoa, Chordata, Actinopteri, Salmoniformes, Salmonidae. Gene Ontology annotation, molecular function: GTP binding; G-protein beta/gamma-subunit complex binding; G protein-coupled receptor binding.